Messenger RNA from Populus trichocarpa (black cottonwood), 1270 nucleotides. RefSeq lists its product as uncharacterized. The record is from RefSeq and is a predicted model, not a curated record. Gene Ontology annotation, molecular function: DNA binding. The transcript has a single exon. Bases 15 to 1073 code for a protein of 352 amino acids. Lineage: Eukaryota; Viridiplantae; Streptophyta; Magnoliopsida; Malpighiales; Salicaceae.
GAAGAGAUAGAAAGAUGUUGCUCACGCGUGGCAUUAACCAUCAUCCAUAUUUUGAUGAUGUUGAUGAAUAUUAUCUAGGGCUUAGUAAGGAAACAGAAUAUGAAAAAGAAGCGUCAAAUCCUCUGGAGAAGGAAUUCGGGGGUCCAUCCAAGCUGGUUACCGGUGCCGAAAGAUAUCAGCUUUUGAAGACCCUGACCAGUAGGGUUUUCGUACCCAAGAAAAUAAGAGGAAGUGGAAGACUAGGGUUUACAUCCAUGAAAACCCAAUGUCCUGAUCAAAAAGCCGAGAGCACUACUAUCAGCAUUGAUGAAUUUGUAAACCCACUCGGAACUAUUCUUGUACCAAAGAAAAGAAGGGCAAGUAGACCCAAGCUUGUCAGGAAAAACAAUCACUGCAUCAGAUUCGAUCAAGAAGAUCAAUAUCUUCUUUUGAGAACGGAGAUCAAAAGUAGCCAGGAGAAAAAGACAGCAGGCAGAAAACGAGUCUUGAAAAGCCAAGGGAUCGAUGUCGUAGAUGAUCUUCGAAAGAGAUCAUCAAAGAAGAUGAAGAAGAUGGGAAAGAGGGUGGAUUUCAAGAAGCUGGGUUUGUAUCCACCACCCGAUUUCUCUUCUCAAAUAAAAUCCGCGAUAAGUUAUCAAGAAGGCCGUGACAGUGAAAUCAAGUUAAGGAUAAUGAAACAAAUCUUCAAGACUGACAUGGACAAGCACCAGGAACGCUUCUCAAUGCCUUUGAAUCAGAUUAAGGACGGCCAUGAGUUUCUGAAUAAAAUGGAGAUGGAGGAGGUGUGCCAAAGCGAGAGUAAGAGCACAGAAGUGAAGCUAGUGGAACUGGGUCUUGAAGGUGGUAACGUUCAUCAAAGCACAAUGAGGCUGAGGAGGUGGCAGAUGAAUAACACCGUUUCCUAUGUGUUAACCUCCAAUUGGAAUGAUGUUUUGGAUAGGAAUGCGGGAGCGCUAAAGGUGGAUGAUAUUGUCCAAGUCUAUUCUUUCAGGCGUGAUCAGAAGCUAUGCCUUGUGCUCGUCAAGGUUAUGGAUGCAGAUGAUCAAAGCCGGCAAUGGCCGAGGGAACAGUGAGGAAGGUGCAUACUGGAAGUGCAAGUCAAGCCAUUGUGGACUCUGCUCACCAUCAGUCGUCAUAGAGUAGAUCACAAGGACAUUAAUUCUAUGUUGAAGCAGAUUAAGUAAUUAGGUUCUUGUCUCUUUUAACUAGCAUGUAUUAAUAAUUUCCACUCUAUAUAUAUUAAAUAAGAAAUUAAGCAAUUAUUCUAUUA